CGCUUGGCCGUGCGUGGUGAGAGCGUUCGAGGUGCGCGGACACUGCGUGAGCGCGGCGAAAACUGUUGGUGUGUGAUAAUCUGAGAACAAAUAUGUAUGCGGACGAGAAUUAGAAAGGGGGCAGGAAAAAAAAGGCUUGGAUAAAUGCACAAGUGAUGUUAAGAUUGGUUUAAGUGGAGACAGGAGAAGGUAGACAGUGGAGGGCCGCCGCCUGCACGACCACUCCGUCUCUCAUGGGUUUGUACGACGGCUCAGGGGCGCCGCAGGAUAUGUACUGGCAAUACGGAUCGUCUGAGGGUGCGUAUGAUCCAAGCUGCGACCCCUCACCCACCAUGCCGCAGCUGCACGACCACGCCCACGCCCACGAUAACGCCCAUAACCACGAGCAAGCGCCCCUCACGCCCUCAUCCUCCUCAUCAUCCAACUCGUCAGCCUCAUCAGCCGGUGCAUCGUCAUUUGUCAGUCCAGGAAGCGAUCGAGGGAAUACAUACGUGUCUCCUGGAUCUGACGCGGGUUCUACAGGUGUGGGCUCCCCCGGGGCUAGCGUGUCUUCGGGGGUCGGGGUGAACGGACCAGGGGGCGACAAUAGUGAGGUGUCCUGCGCUGGCUGCUCUAACCCAAUCAACGACCGCUUCUACCUGCGCGCGGUGGAGCUCAAGUGGCAUGCCAGCUGUCUGCGCUGCGUCAUCUGUCAAAAAUCCCUGGACGACGCUGGCACGUGCUUCGCCAGGGAGGGACGCAUCUUCUGCAAGGACGACUAUCACAGGUUCUUCAGCAUGCGGCGGUGCGCUAGAUGUUCUCAAACCAUCAGCAGCUCGGAGUUUGUGAUGAGGGCGCGUGAGUUUGUGUACCACGUGCAGUGCUUCACCUGCGCCCACUGCCACGUGCAGCUCACCAAGGGGGACCAAUUCGGCAUGUGUGGCCCUGUUAUCUACUGCCGGGACCACUACCAGAUGUCCACCCUGCUGGAGAGCGGAUACGUCACCCCCAUGGGCAUGCCUCCAGGGGCGCUGCCGGGGGGACCAAUACCCCAAGGACCCCACCCACUGGCCCACCACGCCCUGCACCCACACCUACCCCCGGAGAUGCUGCAGGGCUACCCACCGCCAGACCACAGUGGGCGCAUGCAAUGUUUCAACGGCGUGGGUUCACAUGGCAAGGGGCGCCCCAGGAAGAGGAAGCCCAAGGAUGAAGCCAUGGACACCAGUAUGACUAUCCCCGGUGGUUACGAUCUGGAGGGAGCUUACGGGCCCCUGGGAACACCUUGUCAGUCUGGAAGGACGAAGAGAAUCAGAACCUCCUUUAAACAUCAUCAACUGAGAACCAUGAAGUCUUAUUUCGCUAUUAAUCACAACCCAGACGCUAAGGACUUGAAGCAACUCUCUCAGAAAACAGGCUUAUCCAAAAGAGUGUUGCAGGUGUGGUUCCAGAAUGCCCGGGCGAAGUGGCGGCGACAAAUGGUUUCCAAAGACCCCAAGGCUCUGUCUGGCGGCGACGGCGGGCUGAGCGAGGGGCAGCAGGGCGAGAGCUCGGCGGGGGAGUACCCCAACACGCCCUCCGUGCCGCCCUCCGCCAUGAGUCCCGAGGAGGGGAACAGCUCCCAGAUCUCCUACCAACAGAUGUUCUGACACCUGUCCUCGCAGGGUGACGGACACCCGCUCCAGGUGCCGCCCUUCACCUCACACCCGCUCCUGCCCCUGCAGCAGUCCUUCUCGCGGCCCCUCGCCAUGGAGGACCUGGCCUCGUCCUCCUCCCUGUCCCCCGCCAGCGUUCCGCAUCCCAUGAUGGGCCAGGCGCCCUUCCCUCUGCUCUCCUUCCCCUCAGCAGGGGAGGACGUAGAGGAUGACUCCAUCUUCAGCACCGACGACCAGACCUCCAGCCAGGACGACCAAAUGUUUCUCGGUAUUCGGUCACCGAGCUCCCUGGCCGGCGGCGCCGCCUCCACCCGCUCACCCGACAAGAAAGACGAGACGGGGGACGGGGAGGAGGAGGAAGAGGAGGAAGAGGAGGAGGACGAGUUUGAGGACGCUCGGAACAGCGGCCAGACCUACCAGGAACUGUACUAGUGGCUGGCGGGGCUAGCCGAGGCGGCGCCCACGCGGCGGCAGGCACUGCUCGGGUAGCGGGCGGCGCCACCGGGCCGCAGGUGGGCGGCUGCACGUUGUGGGCGGGGCGAGUGGCGCGUGUCUCGUGCACAGACACUGAGGUUCAGCGCAGUGACUUGCUUCAAGCAUUACAUACAAAGUUCUUUAUAUUGCCAGUCUAUUUAUUGAUAUGAUAUAUCAGUGUAGCACUCACGCCCGCCGGGCCGCGGCGCCAGCGGGGAUUCCAGCGUUUCCAUAUCUCUUAGUCUUAACUCAAGCGGCGUCAACACGCUUCCCACACACAGACACUUGCUUCUUGUGUUCUUCAAAGAAGAUCUUCCUAAACCAAAUGCGUCGAGAUUCCCGGACUCCUGAGGAAGGCCCCGCACGGCUCGGCCCGACCACGCUGCGCGGCGGGGCAAGGCACACCGGGCCGCUUGCUGGCCCGCCGGGAAAGUUUGCCACGCUAGCGCCCGCCACCACUGCCUGCCAGCGUGCCUGUCAAGGCAGUCAUGUGUCCUGCACGGGUCAGGCAGCACGGCGUCAGGUCGGGUCAGCUGUUGUGGCCUCGCCGUGCAUGACUCAGGGCUGGGCCGGUCGCCGCCACGCCGCGCCGCACCGCCACGCACCGGGACGGGCGGCGGUGGCGGGCGGCGGGCGGCCGCCAGUGCAGGGUGCCAGGUGCAGCACCAGGCCAGGCGCUGGUCUGUCGGCGCCGCCCCUGAGCCGCGCACCGCGACGCUCCUCGUCCUGGUGUUGGAUGUGUCAGUGGUGACUGGAUGUGUAGGUGUACAGUGUAUCAUGUGUAUCCAUGUGACGCGAGCCAAGCCUUCCUGCCUCCCUGGGGCGCAGCGCAGGGUCAGCGGCACCGCCCACUGACACAAGGGCUGCUGGCCGCGGCCUCCAUCACCCCUGCAGAGGAUCGCCAAGCGCUGCCACCACCACACCACAGCCUCUGCAGGACGCGCGGUGACGCCGGACACCACCGCCACCACCGCCGCCCCAGGGAUUGCCUCCCACGCCCACACCCAACCAAAACUUUAAGACCCGCCACCCACAGCACUCAGUGGGCGCCCACCCUCCUCCUAGACACACACGCACACACGCACUCACACACACACACACACACACACACACACACACACACACACACACACACACACACACACACACACAGGAAUAUCAUGCUUUACACAGUGACACAACUCAGUAUUCAGGACAUGUUGUAUACAAUGAUGAAGUUUGGUCCAGAAUCCUGCUCUCCCCAACACUCCCCAACUCUCCCCACACCCGCCCCUCGCCACUCGCCACUCACCACUCGCCACUCCCACCACUGACGGACGUGGACUUAACCCAAACACUCCCACACACUAACGCAACACUAGGGCCGCUGCCACACCGCCGCCCCGCCACACAGGACACACCAGCGGCACUCCGGCGCUCCCCAGGCACUGAUAACACCCUAACCCAAACACUAGACAAUGACUCACACACACACACACACACACACACACACACACACACACACACACACACACACACACACACACACACACACACACACACAUGCCAGAAAGAGAGGAAGAGUAAGGUUGUGCAUCGUGUAUAUGUCUUAACUGAGAGAGAGAGAGAGAGAGAGAGAGAGAGAGAGAGAGAGAGAGAGAGAGAGAGAGAGAGAGAGAGAGAGAGAGAGAGAGAGAGAGAGA
Messenger RNA from Portunus trituberculatus (swimming crab), 3790 nucleotides. Its product is annotated as LIM/homeobox protein Lhx9-like. The transcript is spliced from 7 exons. NCBI's taxonomy places the organism in Eukaryota, Metazoa, Arthropoda, Malacostraca, Decapoda, Portunidae. Gene Ontology annotation, molecular function: RNA polymerase II transcription regulatory region sequence-specific DNA binding; DNA-binding transcription factor activity, RNA polymerase II-specific. The record is from RefSeq and is a predicted model, not a curated record. Gene Ontology annotation, cellular component: nucleus. The coding region runs from base 234 to 1628 and encodes 464 amino acids. Gene Ontology annotation, biological process: neuron differentiation; regulation of transcription by RNA polymerase II.